Molecule: messenger RNA, 823 nt
Organism: Scaptodrosophila lebanonensis
Lineage: Eukaryota; Metazoa; Arthropoda; Insecta; Diptera; Drosophilidae
Product: transcription initiation factor TFIID subunit 11
Exons: 2
Coding region: 66-755 (229 amino acids)
Source: RefSeq, a predicted model, not a curated record
UCUUCGCGCUAUGGUGCUGCUGCAGCGAACUGCUUGAGGCAGCACCCGUUCGGCCAGACGACCGAAUGUCCACUAUGCCUCGGGAUCCCGUCUACUACAAGCGAUACUGGCGGCGUCGCCCCUCGCCCCACAAUCCCGAUCUCGAUGUGCUUGAGGUGCGACACUUGUACUUCCUGAAACGAUCGACCACAACACCGCGACCAGUGAAGAGACUGAGCGAGUCUGAACUUGACCGUAAAAUACGAUGCGAUUUUCAGCCCACACUGCCGGAAUGCUCAGGUGACAUCUAUAGCCGGCCAUUAACAACAACGACAACCACAACAACAACGCAACGCCCCACUACCUCCACUACAACAACGACCCCCAGCAAUUGGCCUACUGUCUUGCCUCUUUUGCCUGAAGACACGGAAACGACGGAAACAGCAGAAACUGAAGAAGAAGUUGAUGCUGAAACCGAAGGCGGAACAGAAGCCGAAACUGAAAGGACCAGUGUCGAUGAAGUACAAAUUGUGGAUGUUGAAGACCCUGCAGAUGAUCAUGAUGAGAAUGCUGAGGGUACUGAGAACGCAGAGAGUUUAGAUGAAAAAGAGAAAGCCAGUAGUAAUGCAGAUGAUGAAGAAACCGUUGAUUUGGGCAACGAUGACGAGGAGGAGGACACCUAUAUUGGCGACGAACAUGAGGAGCCUACGGAGGACUAUUCUGAGGAAAAUACUAACGUUGGCAUUGGUAGAUUAGAUAAUGCCUAUUCAUAUUAAUAUACCACAUUUAAAAGUGCCAUAUUUGGGUUAAAUAUAUGGAAAUCUAUUUUUUUGUGUUCCUGGUA